Chaetura pelagica (chimney swift) is the source of this 521-nucleotide messenger RNA. RefSeq names its product deoxyuridine triphosphatase (gene DUT). Gene Ontology annotation, biological process: dUMP biosynthetic process; dUTP catabolic process. Lineage: Eukaryota; Metazoa; Chordata; Aves; Apodiformes; Apodidae. The record is from RefSeq and is a predicted model, not a curated record. The transcript has 6 exons. The coding region runs from base 21 to 521 and encodes 166 amino acids. Gene Ontology annotation, molecular function: dUTP diphosphatase activity; magnesium ion binding.
GUCUGUCCCCCCCCGCAGCCAUGCCCGGCUCGGACGCGGCCCCGCAGCGCUCCCCCAGCCACAGGCAGAACGGCGCGGGGCCCGAGGAACACCCCGCACGGCUGCGCUUCUCCAAGCUGUCCCAGAACGCGUUCGCCCCCUCCAGAGGCUCUGCCAGGGCUGCGGGCUACGAUCUGUACAGUGCCUAUGACUGCACGAUACCGCCCAUGGAAAAGGCUGUAGUGAAAACAGACAUUCAGAUUGCACUUCCUGCUGGAUGCUAUGGCCGAGUAGCACCACGUUCUGGUUUAGCUGCAAAGCACUUCAUAGAUGUUGGUGCUGGUGUUAUUGAUGAGGAUUACAGGGGAAAUGUUGGCGUGGUACUCUUCAACUUUGGCAAGGAGACUUUUCAAGUUAAAAAAGGGGAUAGGAUUGCCCAGCUCAUCUGUGAGCGCAUUUGCUAUCCUGAGUUAGAAGAAGUUCAAGUUCUAGAUGAUACAGAACGUGGCGAAGGUGGUUUUGGUUCUACUGGAAAGAACUGA